Molecule: messenger RNA, 951 nt
Organism: Ascochyta rabiei
Lineage: Eukaryota; Fungi; Ascomycota; Dothideomycetes; Pleosporales; Didymellaceae
Exons: 1
Coding region: 1-951 (316 amino acids)
Biological process (GO): regulation of translational initiation
Cellular component (GO): cytoplasm
Molecular function (GO): protein binding
Source: RefSeq, a predicted model, not a curated record
AUGUUGGUGUUUUCCGCCCUGAGGGCUGCAUCUCCCGCUAGCGUGCCCUCCGCUUCAACGUCAGCCCGCCAAGUCCACCAAAGCUUCCGAAUCAUGUCUUCAACCGAUGCCAUUGAGGACGAGCUGAUCUCGAUAAACGCCAUCUUUGACGAGGAAACACUGUCGCCAAUCGAUGUCAACGCAAGGCUGUUCAGUUUGCGACUCCCUUCUUUCCCAUCCAUAGUCCUCCGCAUCGAAUUUCCGGCAGACUAUCCAAAUGCCCCGCCCUCGGUUCUUGGGACUCAAAGCGUCGGCGACGAUGUGCCAAAAGGUAUGGGUAGCCGAGCAGUGGAUGUGGUGAGAUAUGUGCUGGCCCAAGUGUACCGACCAGGCGAAGCCUGUAUAUACGACCUCCUGGAAGAUACAAGAGAAGCUUUGGGGAAAGCGGAAGAGCAAGGCAAUUUCCAUCUGAACGACCAAACUGAAGACCAAGCACAAGAGGAGGAAACCCUGUACGAUCCUCAAAGUUCCACUGCUGACUUUGGACCCGAGCCUCCUUGGAUAGUUGGAGAGCCUAUCAGUGAGAAGAAAUCCGUCUUUCUUGCCCGUGUCGCCCCGGUAUCAUCCCCAGCGCAAGCUAAGGAAUACGUUGCGCAUUUGCUGGCGACAGACAAGAAGGCGGCUAAAGCAACACACAAUAUGACUUCCUGGCGGAUCAAGGGGCCGAACGACACCGUUUUCCAGGAUUGUGAUGACGAUGGCGAGACUGCCGCCGGCAGCCGUAUGCUACAUCUGAUGCAGUUGAUGGAUGUGUGGAACGUCAUGGUCGUUGUCACAAGAUGGUACGGCGGUGUCCAUCUGGGUCCGGAUCGGUUCAGACUCAUCAACACUGCCGCAAGAGAAGCCCUAGUACUGGGCGGCUUUGUAAAGGGCAACAAGGACGAAGGGAGCAAGAGGAAGGGCAAGAAGUAA